UCAGCAGUUACAAGCAAGUAGAAAGCUGACUUCAUACACACAACUGCUGUGUUCUAUUUUUUAUUUUUUAUCUUUGUUUCUUUUCACUUUCUAAAUCAUGACGCAUUCCCCACUUCGUCCACAAGUCAUUUCACUUUACAAGCAACUUGUUUACUUGGGAAGGGAAUAUCCAGCUGGGUGGGAUUUUUUUCGACCCAAACUAAAAGCGGCCUUUUUAAAGAAUAAAGACUUGACAGAUACUCAAGAGAUUGAAAAACGAAUCAAGCAUGGAGAAUAUAUUAUCAAAGGUAACCAUGACAGCCUUUGACGAUAUUGACCCUGACAACAGAAUAUAGAGUUGGAAAUGAUGUAUUAUUUAAGAAAAUAUCGCACCUUAAGAAAAAGGUACAACGAACCAUGUGCAUGAAACCCUUUUAAAUGCAAGUUAUAAAACUUGUAACACAAGAAAUAAAAUGUCUUUUUCUUCUUUUCUUUUUCUCUUUCUUUCUUUC
Rhizopus microsporus ATCC 52813 is the source of this 491-nucleotide messenger RNA. RefSeq lists its product as uncharacterized. The coding region runs from base 98 to 307 and encodes 69 amino acids. Gene Ontology annotation, cellular component: mitochondrion. The transcript is spliced from 2 exons. Gene Ontology annotation, biological process: respiratory electron transport chain. Lineage: Eukaryota; Fungi; Mucoromycota; Mucoromycetes; Mucorales; Rhizopodaceae. The record is from RefSeq and is a predicted model, not a curated record.